AAUUGGGAAGAAGCCACCGCUUGGGAAGCAAAGCUCGGCUAUCCGUCCGAGAGCAACGGCGCGAGCUUACUAAAAGCUCCGUCGUUCCCGACGCCGGUGGCGAUUCAAGACGACCACCGCCGUCUUCUUCGCUCUCUCCGUCGCGGGUCUUGAGCAUUCGUCUCUCUCGCGGAGCACCGAGUGACGUGACGAAGCUGACGCUGCAGUCGAGAGUUGCAGGUUCCCGUAAGCAGUGAGCUGCGCACUAUAUUACGUCAGUCAAAACUCGUGGGUUGACUUCCCGGUUCUUGAGCCUUUAAGUUCUGUGAACGCUCGCGUGUCGUUCCUGGCCACAUCCUGAGCUGCUCGCCGUAAUUGGGUUUGAAUCAGGCGGAAUGAAUUGGGUGGGCGCACUCUUGAUUUAGCUGACUUUCGCCAUCAUACGGAAGUUCCUUUCACGCUGCAGCUCUGAGAGAAUAGUCAGAGAUCGACAGUGCUUGAUUUGACUGGCAAUGUUUAGAAAGUCAAAUCAAAGCGUAUGAUCUUCAUCGACAACUUUAUGUGGCCAUAAAUGCUGAUUGCAAGCAUCGGGAGUUAGGGUGCUAACAUCAAGCAAUUUGAGCUCGCUCGCUCGCUCGCUCGCCAAAGUGUGAUAUUGAGUAUUGCAGAUUCUCGCGCCUGAAGACAUUACAAAUUCCACAACCAUUUGUCGAGAAGCCAAACUGAGACGAAUCAAAGCAGAGACGAGAAUCGCCAAGACCCAUGGGGGAAGAAGAUGUUUACACGAAAGAUGGAACGGUGGACUACAAAGGUGACCCUGCAAACAAAAAGAAAACUGGAACAUGGAAGGCCUGCCCCUUUAUUCUAGGCAAUGAAUGCUGUGAAAGGCUGGCAUACUAUGGCAUGAGCUCCAAUCUGGUGCUUUACUUCAAGCUCCGCUUGCAUCAACACAGUACAACCGCUUCUAACAAUGUAACGAACUGGGCAGGAACGUGCUACAUAACUCCUUUGAUUGGAGCUUUUUUUGCCGAUGCCUAUCUAGGGAGAUAUUGGACCAUAGCAUGCUUCUCGAUUAUCUAUGUUUUCGGGAUGACACUGCUGACGCUCUCGGCAUCAGUUUCGGGACUAAAGCCAACCUGUACAGGGAAAGAUAAUUGCCAUGCUACGGAUAUCCAAAGCGCAGUGUGCUUCAUAGCACUCUAUCUCAUAGCCCUGGGGACUGGAGGGAUCAAGCCUUGUGUCUCAUCCUAUGGAGCCGAUCAAUUUGACGAUGCUGACGAGGCCGAGAAGAAACGCAAGGGUUCUUUCUUCAACUGGUUCUAUUUCUCAAUCAAUGUAGGCGCACUCAUUGCGGGCUCUUUUUUGGUCUAUAUACAAGACAAUGUGGGGUGGGGAUUGGGUUUCGGCAUUCCAGCUGCUGCUAUGGCAAUCGCAGUAUGUACUUUCUUUUCAGGCACGCGCCUUUAUCGUAACCAAAAGCCUGGAGGGAGCCCCCUCACCCGCCUCUCUCAAGUGGUGGUGGCAUCCUUCAGAAAAUAUCGAGUGGAAGUACCAGCUGACAAGUCUCAACUAUAUGAGACUGCAGAUGCCGAGUCUGCAAUCAAAGGAAGCCGAAAGCUCGAUCAUACCCAAGAUUUGAGUUUCUUUGACAAAGCUGCUGUGGAAACACAAACCGAUCACGUUAAGGAUCCCGUGAAUCCAUGGAGGCUGUGCACCGUCACCCAAGUGGAGGAGCUAAAGGCGAUCAUACGGCUGCUUCCUGUAUGGGCCACUGGAAUCGUCUUUGCCACUGUGUACAACCAGAUGGGUACCUUGUUCGUUUUACAAGGCUAUACUAUGGACCCUCAUGUUGGAAACUCUACCUUCGAAAUUCCAGCAGCCUCUCUCUCUAUCUUUGACACCCUCAGCGUCUUAUUCUGGGUCCCUGUAUACGACCGCAUCAUUGUUCCAGUGGCAAGGAGAUUCACGGGUCACAAAAGUGGUUUGACCCAACUGCAGAGAAUGGGGAUUGGCCUCUUCAUAUCCAUCUUCGCCAUGAUAUCGGCAGCAAUACUGGAGGUCGUUAGACUUAAGAUGGUAAGGAGGCAUGACUACUACGAUUACAAGUACGUACCAAUGUCAAUAUUCUGGCAGGUCCCCCAGUACUUCCUCAUCGGCUGUGCAGAAGUGUUCACGUUCGUUGGCCAAUUGGAGUUUUUCUACGAGCAAGCGCCUGAUGCCAUGAGGAGCAUGUGCUCCGCUCUCUCGCUUACCACAAAUGCACUUGGAAACUACUUGAGCUCAGUCCUUGUGACUAUUGUCACAAGAAUUAGUACAAGACACGGGAAACUGGGAUGGAUACCGGACAAUCUGAACUAUGGUCACCUCCAAUACUUCUUUUGGCUCUUGGCGGUCCUCAGCGUGAUCAACUUGGGAGUUUAUCUCUUAAUAGCGAAGUGGUACACGUAUAAGAAGGCGGUGGGGACGCUCCGCUGAAAGUGCAGGUCUCGUCCACCCUAGGAACUCGUAUCCACAGUAACCUCAGUUUGUUUGUGACUAUAAUAGAUGUCUUUGAUUGGGCAUCUGCUUCACUGGUUCAAGCUAAAGAAUGGCCUGCCUGGAGUACAUAAUUCCUAUUUCCGUCGGUGUGCAUGAAAAAACAGUUCUGUGUAGGUUAUCGAUUGCUUCGUUGUGUCGUUGGGCAAUCUAUUUUAUCGUGUCAGCUUUUCACGUCGGAUUGAGCUUAGAGCGCCAUGCAAAAGUUGCUUUUCCUGCAGUCCUA
This is a messenger RNA of Eucalyptus grandis, 2740 nucleotides long. RefSeq names its product protein NRT1/ PTR FAMILY 8.1. NCBI's taxonomy places the organism in Eukaryota, Viridiplantae, Streptophyta, Magnoliopsida, Myrtales, Myrtaceae. The transcript has 6 exons. The coding region runs from base 742 to 2454 and encodes 570 amino acids. Gene Ontology annotation, cellular component: membrane. Gene Ontology annotation, biological process: oligopeptide transport; transmembrane transport. Gene Ontology annotation, molecular function: transmembrane transporter activity. The record is from RefSeq and is a predicted model, not a curated record.